GGGUAAAAAUAAGAACUUAAUCUUCGCUUUAGUCAAUCUAAUCUACUGCAAUUUGACAAUGAAGCUCGCUGUGUUCAGCACCAAGCCGUACGAUAAGCGGUACAUUGAGGCAGCUCGUGACGCUGCGGCUGCGAAGGCCACAGAGUCGCCUGCCAAUCGUCCUGCGUCUGCAGAUAUCGAGGUUGUUUACCAUGAAUUUGCGCUUGAGGAGGAUACUGUGGCACUUGCAAAAGGGGCCGAUGCCAUCUGCGCUUUCGUGAAUGAUUCUUUGAGUGCGCCUGUGGUGGAGGCAUUGGCUCGGCAGGGCGUGAAGGCUAUUCUUCUGCGAUGCGCCGGCUUCAAUCAUGUCGAUCUUGUGGCGGCUGAGAAGGCCGGCAUCAUGGUUGCCAAUGUGCCGUCGUAUUCGCCCGAGGCGGUUGCUGAGUUUGCGGUUGCGCUGAUUCAGACUUUGAAUCGGAAUACGCAUCGGGCGUAUAACCGGGCUCGAGAGGGGAAUUUCGCGCUGGAUGGAUUGCUGGGCAGGACGCUGCAUGGGAAGACUGUUGGGCUUAUAGGCACGGGCAAGAUUGGGAUUGCGACGGCGCGGAUUAUGAAGGGCUUUGGGUGUCGGAUUUUGGCGUACGAUCCGUAUCCCUCGCCGGCGUUGGAGGGCAUUGGGGAGUAUAAGAGCCUGGACGAGGUUCUCCCAGAGUCUGACAUUGUCAGCUUGCACUGUCCCCUGAUGGACAGCACUCGUCAGAUUAUCAACGAAACCGCAAUCGCCAAGAUGAAGCCUGGCGCGAUGCUCAUCAACACUUCUCGCGGCGGCCUUGUCGACACACGAGCUGUUAUCAGGGCCCUCAAGACGCAGCAUCUCAGCGGCGUGGCGCUAGACGUGUACGAAGGCGAAGGCGCGCUCUUCUACGACGAUCACUCGGGAGAGAUUAUUCAUGAUGAUGUGUUGAUGCGGCUGAUGACGUUCCAUAAUGUGAUUGUGACGGGCCAUCAGGCGUUUUUCACGCAGGAGGCGUUGAGGGAGAUUGCGGACUGCACGUUGAGGAAUAUCGAUGAGUUUGUGGUUACGGGGACGUGUAAGAAUUCGUUGACGAAGGAUUUGAAGCUGGUGAGGCGGGAUUCGCUGCCGGUGAGGGGGGUGUAAUGGGUUGGGAGUUGUGGAAGGUAGUUUGGUUUACUUUGUAUAAGUUGUUGUGCUUUUUACGAUGGGAAGACGGCCGUGUCAAACGGAUGAAGGAACAUGGUAAUGGUCAGGCCUUGGUGCCUCUUGCUAGCUAUGCUUAAAUAAAUAAAUAAAUUGACACACAAAAUCAUAAACCCAAAUUGGC
This is a messenger RNA of Trichoderma asperellum CBS 433.97, 1322 nucleotides long. RefSeq lists its product as uncharacterized. Lineage: Eukaryota; Fungi; Ascomycota; Sordariomycetes; Hypocreales; Hypocreaceae. The record is from RefSeq and is a predicted model, not a curated record. Gene Ontology annotation, molecular function: NAD binding; D-lactate dehydrogenase (NAD+) activity.